AUGGAGGUGGCAGUGCUCGGCCAGCCUUUCUGCAUCGGGAUGCUGUAUGACUGCCGCAGUGACUUGCUUAUCCCUGAGGCCAACAAGGAGAACAAGAACAUUAAGUUCCUGACAGUGGGUUUAACUAAUGAGACACAGGAAGGUUCCAGCAUCUACCUUUAUGAAGGUGGAUUUACUGUCAGUGAGAACUUUAAGCCUCCUUCAAAGCCUGAAACUGUGACAGCAGCUGAGAUAAACCACAACAGUGUGAAACUGAAGAUUUCUCUACCCAGAUUUGGAGCAGAGAACAUUACCUCCUACUCUGUUGAGUACUGUUUCAGUGGAGAGGAUGGAUGGCAGCAGAAGACAGAAGCAAAGGCUGAAGAAGUCACAGUGAGAGAUCUGAAGCCAAACAAAGAGAAGUUUAACUUUGGUGAUGAAAGCACGAGGCAGAAUCGCACAAUAAUGCUUCUCGGAGCGACUGGAUCAGGAAAGUCCACUCUGAUUGAUGGAAUGAUCAACUACAUUGUUGGUGUAAACUGGAAGGACAGUUUCAGAUUUAAAUUAAUUAAUGAGGAUCAGUCAAAAUCACAAGCUCACAGUCAGACCUCUGAAGUCACUGUUUACAAAAUCAACCACCAGGAGGGAUUUCAAAUCCCGUUCUCUCUGACCAUUAUUGACACUCCAGGCUUUGGAGAUACAAGAGGCAUAGAAAGAGACAGAGAGAUCGUAGAGCAGAUACAUAAUCUCUUCUCUGAUCAGCAUGGUGUCACUGACAUUGAUGCUGUGUGUUUUGUAGCUGAGGCUUCAUUACCACGACUCACAGCAGCACAGAAAUAUGUGUUUGAUUCAGUGCUCUCAAUCUUUGGCAACAAUGUGGAAGAAAACAUCUGGAUUCUGGUGACAUGUGCAGAUGGUCAGCAUCCUCCAGUUCUUGAGGCGAUCAAUGCUUUAAAAGUCCCAUGUCCUAAAACACAAGAUGGGCUGCCAUAUCACUUCAAUUUCAAUAAUUCAGCCUUGUUUGCACAGAAUGAAUCAUUUGAAAGAGUCAGCAGGAGUGAUGUUGGUAAAGGAGGACGUUUUGAUCAGAUGUUUUGGGAAAUGGGAACAGAAAGCAUGAAGAGAUUUUUUGCUGCUCUAAAUCUCCUAGAAACAAAAAGCUUGACACUUACAAAGGAGGUCCUCACAGAAAGAAAGCAGCUCGAGAUUACAGUUGAGAAUCUGCAGGAGCAGGUGAAACUUCGGUUAGCCAAGAUCGAGGAGAUUAAUGAGACAAGCGAGAGACUUAAAGAACAUCAAGCCGAGAUCAGCAGAAAUGAGAACUUUGAGUUUGAAGUUACUGUCCCAAAAAUUAUUCAAAAGAGUAUUUUGGGCAAAAAAGAGUAUGUCACCAACUGUUCCGAAUGCGGUGUCACCUGUCACUACCCCUGUCAGAUACCAGAUGAUGCAAAGUACAUUGACAUGCUUAUUGAAGGAGAGAAAUAUGAGGGCAAACCAGGCUGGAAGAGACGAGUUCAGUCUCUGAUGGAGAUGAAAGAAAAAGCAGAGCUCAUGGCUAAAACAGAGAAGCGAGAGGAACCCCUUGAUCAUUUAUAA
Maylandia zebra (zebra mbuna) is the source of this 1575-nucleotide messenger RNA. NCBI's taxonomy places the organism in Eukaryota, Metazoa, Chordata, Actinopteri, Cichliformes, Cichlidae. The record is from RefSeq and is a predicted model, not a curated record.